CGCGGCCGGGCGGGAGCCCCGCGGGCGCCCUUGGGAGAGGGCGGCCAUGAGCGGGAACGGCGUGAACCGGGCCCUGGAGCUGCUGCGCUCGCUGCCCAGGGUCAGCCUGGCCAACUUAAGGCCCAACCCCGGCUCCAAAAAGCGGGAAAGAAGACGUGGCCGUGGAAGAUACGGAGGUAAGAAGUGUGGCCGAGGUCACAAAGGAGAAAGACAAAGAGGGAAUCGACCCCGAUUAGGCUUUGAGGGUGGUCAAACUCCAUUUUACUUGGCCAUACCAAAAUACGGCUUUAAUGAGGGACAUAGCCUCAGACGUCAGUACCAACCUCUGAGUCUUCAGAGGCUGCAGUACCUGAUUGAUUUGGGCAGAGUUGACCCCUCACAGCCGAUUGACUUAACUCAGCUCAUUAAUGCCAGGGGUGUGACAGUGCAGCCCCUCAAGAGGGAUUACGGUGUCCAGCUGGUGGAGGAGGGUGCUGAUAUUUUUGCAGCAAAAGUAAAUAUUGAAGUGCAGAGGGCAUCUGAAUUAGCAAUUGCAGCCAUAGAAAAAAAUGGAGGUGUAGUAACAACAUCAUUCUAUGACCCAAGGAGCUUGGAAAUUUUAUGCAAGCCAGUAGUAUUUUUCCUGCGUGGCAAACCUAUCCCGAAACGAAUGCUCCCACCUGAAGACCUCGUCCGUUACUACACAGAUCCCAGGAAUCGGGGCUACCUGGCAGAUCCAUCUAAGGUCGCAGAAGCCAGACUGGAACUUGCCAAGAAAUAUGGCUAUGUCUUACCAGACAUAACUAAGGAUGAACUCUUCAAGAUGUUAAGUGCACGCAAGGAUCCUAGACAGAUAUUUUUUGGUCUUGCUCCAGGAUGGAUCGUAAACCUGGCAGACAAGAAAAUUCUAAAACCAACUGAUGAGAAUCUGUUGAAAUACUACAGCUCAUGAGUUCAGGACUGGACACAAUUGCAGGUGUACAGGAAACAUCUGGGUAUGAAAUAAUGGGUAGAAGUGGUGUGUGUUUGUUUUUAAGACUCCUGUUAUACUAGAAAAAACUUCUUCAUGUUAUCUUCUGGUGUUGCUCUCAACUUUUUUAUUGUCAUAAUAGAGUGUAUCAGAAGCCUUAACAUUUGCAAACAAUGUGGAGUCGUGACAUAAAGUAUGGGUCUGGGCACUUUCUCUUCCAGUGGUUUGCCAGUUAUUUUUUCAGACAAAAGGUUUCGGUGUUGCAUUUGUUUCAGAGGAUAAUUCCAAAGAGUCAUUUGACCUAAUAAUUAGUUUAUAUUUCCCCCUCUCAAUUUAAAAUUGGAAACAUAACAAGUUCUAGAAGAUGUGUCUUGAAUAGCUCUAAGAGGUAUUUGUGGUUGGGGAAAAACAAAAAGAACCAGAAAUAAAAAAAGUACUAAAGAUUGCAUUCACCUCUUCAGUUCCAUAGCUGUGAUUUGGAUUUUGCCAUCAAUAGCACUAGAGCUUGAGAGAUCUUGAUUUUUCUUUUAUUUCUUCAUGUGCAAUUGAGGAAGACAAGAGUGUGCAGCUUAAAAUAACUUUCUAUCUAAAUUUGGGGCUGGGGGAAGAUAGAUGUCUAAAUUAAUGGCUUUUAUUAUUUGAACAGAAUUUAAAAUUUGUCCUGACACAAAUGCAGUCUUAUUAACAAAAAUGCAUAGCAGGACCCAGAGUCAAUAGAUGACAGCGGUAGCAGAUUAUGAAGGAUGGGGAUGUGAUGUACACAGUUAAAAUUCAGUUUUCAACUUGAUCACAGAUUGCAUGUGUGAAAGGGACAAAUUAAUUUAAAUGUUGUGAAAAUUUAUGAACAAAUUGUGUUUAUGAGAAAACAGCAUUUUAAUCACACCAAUUUGAUUAAGUCUUGAAAAAUAUUUUUCAACAAAGGUUUGUUUUAUCAGUCUCUCCAGAAUACUUUUUUAUUACUGUGCAAGAGUAUUCUAGGUUUUAUGUAGAAGCUUAGAAUUGGGCAUUUGAGACACUGAACCAGACAGUGAGGAAGGAUGAGAGGGGAGACCAAGAUAAUGUAUCAGAAUGUGCUCUGACUGCUCAGAAGUUAAUGGGCUGCUUCAUAAUUAUGUAGUUUAAUGGAAGCUGAAUUUGGCUUUAAAGCAGUCCUAAUUUGAUUAUAAGAACACAGGAAACAAUCCAGGAGACCAGAAGAUGAGAAGUCAUCUUGCUUUCCAAUUUUCAUGUGCCUUUGGAAAUACUACUUAGAGUUUCCUGUAGCUGCCAAACCAUCCCAUCUCAUAGAGAAAGUCGUUUGUGUGCAACUAUCUCUUUCUCCUGUAUGACAUCUGUAUUUUGCUGGGAUACCUCAAUGUGGGGGAAGAUUU
Messenger RNA from Hirundo rustica (Barn swallow), 2319 nucleotides. It is a transcript of the gene MRPL15, whose product is annotated as mitochondrial ribosomal protein L15. Gene Ontology annotation, biological process: translation. NCBI's taxonomy places the organism in Eukaryota, Metazoa, Chordata, Aves, Passeriformes, Hirundinidae. The coding region runs from base 47 to 931 and encodes 294 amino acids. The transcript is spliced from 5 exons. Gene Ontology annotation, molecular function: structural constituent of ribosome. The record is from RefSeq and is a predicted model, not a curated record. Gene Ontology annotation, cellular component: mitochondrial large ribosomal subunit.